Molecule: messenger RNA, 1308 nt
Organism: Anopheles nili
Lineage: Eukaryota; Metazoa; Arthropoda; Insecta; Diptera; Culicidae
Exons: 3
Coding region: 1-1308 (435 amino acids)
Source: RefSeq, a predicted model, not a curated record
AUGGAGCUAGUGGCUCAGUUACCUAAACUGGAUCUGGAGAUGGUUAAGUUAUUCCUGCAGGAUAAUAACUUAAACCAUCAAACACUUAAAUUACGACGAACAAGCAAACCAGCUUCAAACACUGCGCUUGAGCACAUCGAUGUAACUGAUUUGCAGGUUCUACCCAUGGCUACCAAUCGUAAAAAGAUGGAUGCCAACCUAAAACUAUCCGUUAAAGUAACGGAAAAGCAACAGACAGUUCAGAAGAGCAAAUCUACACCAAAACAACACUCCAUUGCUGUAGAGUUCCUGGUGCAACCAUCAAGAAUAAUCUCGAUGUUCUGCGCCGAAUGUGAUGGUGCAAAAGCUCAAUGCAGUGCAAAAUCGAGAUUGUUGCACUGGGUGCAAAUUAAGCAGCAGACAUGCGGUGAUUUGUCCAAUGAGGAAGAAAACCAGCCGCUGAAAGAAAAUAUAGUGAAGAAAUUUAAAAUCACACGAGAAUGCCGCGUGGUGUUGCAACCGCUAAGUAAUAUUCAAAUUAACUCGUUUGUCGACUCCAAGCCCGUGCUGAAGAAACUACAGAAACAGCCAGUUGCCGUAUCCCCGACUCAGUUGGAAACCGUCCAAAAGCUCUCCAUGUUUCGACUAAUUCGGGAGUACAAGGGCGACAAUGCCAAGGAAUUCCUCAAGUUCUGCACCAAACAUAUGCCCAAGAAAGUGUGCGAGUUCGUUCAGGCCCUGACGAUCGAACAAGCAGAUACAGAUCUGUGGCAUGAGCUGCGCAAAGGUCGGAUUACAGCAUCGCGCAUGCAUGAAGCCUCCCGUUGCACCAUGCUGAGCGGAUCGUUAGUAAACAAUAUAAUGGGCAUUUCGUCAGGAUUUUCGAUGGCCAUGAAACGAGGCACCGAUCUCGAGGGGCAUGUGUUUAGCGAGCUGCAAAAGGAAUACCCCGGGCUGCGGAACAUAGGCCUGGUGCUGGACCCGGAGUUUCCGUGGAUUGGCGCUUCCCCUGAUGGGAUUUGCGACGAAUUCGUGCUGGAAAUCAAGUGCCCGUACACGGCGAAUACGCACGAGAAAUAUGUGGACGUGAACAAGCUCUCGCCGAAGUACUUCGGCCAGAUACAGUUGCAGAUGCACAUGACCCAUAAGACGAAGGCGCUGCUCGCAGUAGCAGCACUGAAUUUUGAAACGACGAAACACAUCACUAAAGUGUGGAUCGACUACGACAAGGAAUACGUAGGUCGCAUUAUGGAAGAAUCGUUUGAAUUCUGGCAGAAGGCCAUAUUUAAAGUGUUGCUCAAGAAGCGCAAUGCCCAAAAACAUAAGUAA